Brienomyrus brachyistius is the source of this 2299-nucleotide messenger RNA. It is a transcript of the gene ddx55, whose product is annotated as DEAD (Asp-Glu-Ala-Asp) box polypeptide 55. Gene Ontology annotation, molecular function: nucleic acid binding; ATP binding. The record is from RefSeq and is a predicted model, not a curated record. Gene Ontology annotation, cellular component: nucleolus. The transcript is spliced from 14 exons. NCBI's taxonomy places the organism in Eukaryota, Metazoa, Chordata, Actinopteri, Osteoglossiformes, Mormyridae. Bases 181 to 1947 code for a protein of 588 amino acids.
UUUGUUUUUGAAACAGGAUUCAAAUGUUAAAUUCGCUCAUUAAAAGAUUUGUUCUGUAUCUGGAAAGCGCACGCCUCUCCCUGGUUUCCACUCGGACGACAAUUCCGGGUGUACCGGAAGUCUUGAACACGUGUAUGCACUUUCAGUGUCGCUCCUGUUUCACGUACGCUCCAGAAAGCAAUGGAGACUGUAACGGAGGGAAAAUGGGAUGGUUUACCGGUGAAACUGAAUGACGGCAUUUUGCAGACACUGGCGGAGCUGAACUUCACACAUAUGACCCCUGUUCAGUCUGCGUGCAUCCCCCUGUUCAUGAGUAAUAAAGAUGUGGCGGCCGAAGCGGUGACUGGCAGCGGAAAGACGCUGGCUUUCGUUAUUCCCGUACUAGAGAUCCUUCUGAAGCGCGAACAGAAGCUAAAGAAAAUGCAGGUGGGUGCGUUGAUAGUCACUCCCACGCGAGAGCUGGCCACUCAGAUCAGCGAGGUGGUGGGCGGGUUCCUCAGGCGCUUCUCUCAGUUCAGUCAAAUACUUCUGAUUGGAGGGAGCAACCCAGCUGAGGAUGUGGAGAAGCUGAAGACCUAUGGGGCCAACAUUGUUAUCGGGACCCCAGGCCGGAUAGAGGACAUGUUCCGGAGGAAGGCAGAUGGGCUGGAUAUGGUGAACAGCGUGAAGUCUCUAGAAGUCCUAGUCUUGGAUGAAGCCGAUCGACUGCUGGACAUGGGGUUUGAAGCAAGUCUGAACACCAUCCUGGGAUUCCUACCCAAGCAGCGUCGCACAGGUCUGUUCUCGGCCACACAGACCCAGGAGCUGGAGAAGCUGGUCAGGGCCGGUCUGCGCAACCCAGUGCGAAUCACCGUCAAGGAGAAAGGGGUGGCAGCCAGCAGCGUCCAGAAGACUCCAGCCCGGCUCUGCAACUACUACAUGGUGUCCCGGGCAGAGGAGAAGUUCAACACCAUGGUGGCCUUCCUCAGGCAGCACAAGCAUGAGAAGCAGCUGGUGUUCUUCAGCACCUGCGCCUGCGUGGAGUACUUCGGCAGGGCCCUGGAGCUGCUGGUCAAGAAUGUUCCAGUGCACUGCAUCCACGGCAAGAUGAAGCACAAGCGCAACAAGAUCUUCUCGGAGUUUCGAAAGUUGAAGAGCGGCAUCCUCGUCUGCACGGACGUCAUGGCACGUGGCAUUGACAUCCCAGAGGUCAACUGGGUGCUGCAGUAUGACCCGCCCAGCAACGCUAGUGCCUUCGUUCACCGGUGUGGCCGCACAGCACGCAUCGGCCACCAAGGCAGCGCCCUGGUUUUCCUCCUUCCUAUGGAAGAAUCUUACGUCAACUUUCUAUCCAUCAACCAGAAGUGUCCUCUGCAGAAGAUGUCUCCUGUGAAGGAUGUGGUGGACGUGCUGCCCAAGCUGAAGGCUAUGGCCCUUGGCGACCGUGCCGUGUACGAGCGGGGCAUGCGUGCCUUCGUCUCUCACGUCCAGGCUUACGCCAAGCACGAGUGCAGCCUCAUCUUCCGGGUCAAAGAUCUGGACUUCACUGCUCUUGCUCGGGGCUUUGCACUGCUUCGGAUGCCCCGGAUGCCCGAGUUGAAAGGGAAGACAUUCCCUAACUUCGUGGAGGAGGCGGUGGACACUGACGCCAUCCGCUACAAAGACAAGAAUCGGGAGAAGCAGAGGCAGAAACAGCUGGCGGAGCAGAGGGACAGGCAGGCGGCGAGACCUGCGCCCCCCAGGAAGGGCUUCGUGAAGAACAUGGCCUGGUCGAAGCAGAAGUCCAAGAAAGACAGAAAGAGAAAGAUGGCAGCGAAAAGGAAGCAGGAUGAGGACUCUGACGUCGAUGAGGCGGACAUGAACGAGUUGCUGAACGACACGCGGUUACUGAAGCGGCUGAAGAAGGGAAAGAUCAGCGAGGAGGACUUCGAGAAGCAGCUGACUGCAGGAGCUGAGGAGGACGUGUGAAAGGGAGGCAGCGGUUAGCGGACACGUGACACGGUGGCUGACGGUCGGCCUCGUCUCUCCAGUCAGGUUCUAAGGGCCAUUUGUACCAGACUGGCGGCUUCAGCAAGAGAUCUCUGUUGAGCAAUGAGACAUGCUACAACAACUUGUCACCAGUAGGUGGCAGUAUCAUAUGCAUUUGGCUGUUGUGGUCACAGGGUUUUCCUGCCAUGUACCGUGGUGCGAGACAGUGGCAUGUCAAAUGGAGUACUUCCGGGCCUACAUGCCAUUCAUUUUAUUGGAUCAGUGCGAUUCUGUGUACUGAAGAGACUGAUGAAAUCUAUCCUGAAUUAAAGUUUUUACUACUUUUGGUUGA